This is a messenger RNA of Homo sapiens (human), 10288 nucleotides long. It is a transcript of the gene ELK4, whose product is annotated as ETS transcription factor ELK4. Gene Ontology annotation, biological process: regulation of transcription by RNA polymerase II; negative regulation of DNA-templated transcription; regulation of DNA-templated transcription. Bases 390 to 1685 code for a protein of 431 amino acids. The record is from RefSeq and is marked reviewed. Gene Ontology annotation, molecular function: sequence-specific DNA binding; DNA-binding transcription factor activity. NCBI's taxonomy places the organism in Eukaryota, Metazoa, Chordata, Mammalia, Primates, Hominidae. Gene Ontology annotation, cellular component: nucleus. The transcript is spliced from 5 exons.
ACGGCGUCUGGGAGGGACCCAGGAGCAGUCGGGGGGUUUGAGAGUGGCGGCGGCCGCGGAGGGCCUGGCAGGCCCCGCCGCUGCAAGGAACGCCCCGAACGCGCGCGCCCGGCGUGUAGCGGCCCCAAGACCCGCGCCGCCGCUGCCGCGUGCGGGGGCGGGGAGGGCGGGGCGCCAGGAGCCGCGGCGGCGGGAGAUGCGGGCGGCUGCGGGCACCCGGCGGGCUCGGCUUGGCCGCCGCCGCCUUCUACGGCUCCGCCGCGGGGGUCGCAGCGGCUGCCGCGCCGUCCUCGAGUUUCCAGCGUGAGGAGGAGGCUGAGGGCGGAGAGGCGCAUCGUGUUCGAGGCGGAGACCGAGGGGGAGCCCCGCGCGCGGCGUCGCUCAUUGCUAUGGACAGUGCUAUCACCCUGUGGCAGUUCCUUCUUCAGCUCCUGCAGAAGCCUCAGAACAAGCACAUGAUCUGUUGGACCUCUAAUGAUGGGCAGUUUAAGCUUUUGCAGGCAGAAGAGGUGGCUCGUCUCUGGGGGAUUCGCAAGAACAAGCCUAACAUGAAUUAUGACAAACUCAGCCGAGCCCUCAGAUACUAUUAUGUAAAGAAUAUCAUCAAAAAAGUGAAUGGUCAGAAGUUUGUGUACAAGUUUGUCUCUUAUCCAGAGAUUUUGAACAUGGAUCCAAUGACAGUGGGCAGGAUUGAGGGUGACUGUGAAAGUUUAAACUUCAGUGAAGUCAGCAGCAGUUCCAAAGAUGUGGAGAAUGGAGGGAAAGAUAAACCACCUCAGCCUGGUGCCAAGACCUCUAGCCGCAAUGACUACAUACACUCUGGCUUAUAUUCUUCAUUUACUCUCAACUCUUUGAACUCCUCCAAUGUAAAGCUUUUCAAAUUGAUAAAGACUGAGAAUCCAGCCGAGAAACUGGCAGAGAAAAAAUCUCCUCAGGAGCCCACACCAUCUGUCAUCAAAUUUGUCACGACACCUUCCAAAAAGCCACCGGUUGAACCUGUUGCUGCCACCAUUUCAAUUGGCCCAAGUAUUUCUCCAUCUUCAGAAGAAACUAUCCAAGCUUUGGAGACAUUGGUUUCCCCAAAACUGCCUUCCCUGGAAGCCCCAACCUCUGCCUCUAACGUAAUGACUGCUUUUGCCACCACACCACCCAUUUCGUCCAUACCCCCUUUGCAGGAACCUCCCAGAACACCUUCACCACCACUGAGUUCUCACCCAGACAUCGACACAGACAUUGAUUCAGUGGCUUCUCAGCCAAUGGAACUUCCAGAGAAUUUGUCACUGGAGCCUAAAGACCAGGAUUCAGUCUUGCUAGAAAAGGACAAAGUAAAUAAUUCAUCAAGAUCCAAGAAACCCAAAGGGUUAGAACUGGCACCCACCCUUGUGAUCACGAGCAGUGAUCCAAGCCCACUGGGAAUACUGAGCCCAUCUCUCCCUACAGCUUCUCUUACACCAGCAUUUUUUUCACAGACACCCAUCAUACUGACUCCAAGCCCCUUGCUCUCCAGUAUCCACUUCUGGAGUACUCUCAGUCCUGUUGCUCCCCUAAGUCCAGCCAGACUGCAAGGUGCUAACACACUUUUCCAGUUUCCUUCUGUACUGAACAGUCAUGGGCCAUUCACUCUGUCUGGGCUGGAUGGACCUUCCACCCCUGGCCCAUUUUCCCCAGACCUACAGAAGACAUAACCUAUGCACUUGUGGAAUGAGAGAACCGAGGAACGAAGAAACAGACAUUCAACAUGAUUGCAUUUGAAGUGAGCAAUUGAUAGUUCUACAAUGCUGAUAAUAGACUAUUGUGAUUUUUGCCAUUCCCCAUUGAAAACAUCUUUUUAGGAUUCUCUUUGAAUAGGACUCAAGUUGGACUAUAUGUAUAAAAAUGCCUUAAUUGGAGUCUAAACUCCACCUCCCUCUGUCUUUUCCUUUUCUUUUUCUUUCCUUCCUUCCUUUUCUUUUCUCCUUUAAAAAUAUUUUGAGCUUUGUGCUGAAGAAGUUUUUGGUGGGCUUUAGUGACUGUGCUUUGCAAAAGCAAUUAAGAACAAAGUUACUCCUUCUGGCUAUUGGGACCCUUUGGCCAGGAAAAAUUAUGCUUAGAAUCUAUUAUUUAAAGAAAUAUUUGUGAAAUGAAUUGGCAUCUUUAGGACUAAGUGUGCUCUGUUGAAUGACUUAAAGUGAGCUGUUCCUAAGCAGUGGAAGAAGAAGAAUCAUUCCUAUUCAUACAAAGUAAGAUUGGAGCAGUCAUACUGGGGAGAUUGUUUUGUGUGAACUAUAACGUGUAAGCAACUCCAUGAAAAGGCAUCUUGUUUACCUUUAUUCAGGGUGGAUCUCUUAGCCAUAUGUAUGAUCCUGUCUGAACCUGUCAACAGAGCAUGGAGCUAGUCUAUUUCACUAUAGAAAGAUUUUUAGACCUGGGGUUUAAGACAGUUUUUGGAACACCUAGUAAGAAUAUGGGACCUCACAUCUAGCACAGAAAUGCUCUUUGCCCUCUGGGUGGUAUGAUUAUAUGCCCAUGGAAUACAGCAUGGGAAAUGAUCACUUUUAGGAGGAUGAACUUGGAUUUUGAAUAUUUGAAACAUCUCUGAGUAAAAGAUUCGAUCAGAUAACUUGAAACAACAUGUAGUGGUUUUCUCAAUUAGAAGAUAACCAAGUGAAGGACCUGUCUUUUUCCUGUUCAUUUUACCUCAUUUUCUACUAUACAUUUAUCACCUUUCCUUUAUGUUUAAGGUUGUUAGAGGUUAUGAUAGUUUUAAAGAUGCAGUUAGGAAGGUAGAAUUCAAAGUGAAGCCUCCCCAGUCAGGAGCGAAGAUGUGCUUAUUUCCUUUUUUUUUUUUUUUUUUUUUUUUUGAGACAGAGUCUUGCUCUAUCACCCAGGCUGGAGUGCAGUGGCGCGAUCUCAGCUCACUGUAAGCUCCGCCUCCCGGGUUCAAGCAAUUCUCCUGCCUCAGCCUCCUGAGUAGCUGGGACUACAGGCAUGCGCCACUACGCCUGGCUAAUUUUUGUAUUUUUAGUAGAGACGGGGUUUCACCAUGUUGGCCAGGAUGGUCUUGAUCUCUUGACCUUGUGAUCCGCCCACCUCAGCCUCCCAAAGGCGCAGGCUCAGAUGUGCUUAUUUCUUUCAACUUUUUUUUUUUAAAUGGGGAAGAGCAGAGUUCAUUUGGGAAUGCUUAUACAUAGGGAUUGGAUUGUUCAUAUUAGUAGUAAAAAAUGUAGGCCUUAUUCUCUACAUUACCAAAUUUUUAAAAUAUUACUAUAUGGUAAUCAAUGCCAGGUACAGAUUUGUUGGUUCCCCAAACUGAAUUGAUAUCAGUAUCACAGUGGAGUCUUUUGAAAAUUAAAGUCCAGGAUUAAAUUAUAUGUUGUCACCAUUCACCACCACUACCACCCUCCCCCACCAAUCUCUCCCACCGGUUAAACUCGUCUUCUAAUCCUGUAGAAUCACAUGAACUAAAUGAAGAAGUAAGAACUUGAAGGCUCAGACUGACACUGUUACAAACUAGCAUCUUCAGAUGCAUGGUAUUUACUUUAAAUGUGCUUAUAUACAGUGUAGAGAAGCUCUUGUAUAAGAAGACAUCUAUGCUAGCUAACUUAGUAGUAGUAGAGGGAACAUAUUCAGUGAGCUGCCUUUAUAUCUGUAGUGUCGGAGACUUGUUACUGGUUCAUUUGUGGUUAUCAGUUGAAGGUUCUGUUCCUGAGAUGUGCAAUAGUAGUGUUGAAAGGUAUUGUUUAAUAGUGAUGGGGAACAGACAUAUUGGACUUUUUUUUCCAUAUUAAAUUAUUUAGUUUGCAUGCCUGUUUGAAAUUGGACCUCUCAGCAGCACUUUGAAAUAGUUUUAAUUAGGUUAACAUUUUGUACAUUAAAUAAGUAGAUAUAGAUGGUUGAUUUAACUAGAUGUGUUAAAUUUUGAAAGCACAAAGGUAUUUUAUCUUUUUGAAUUAAAGGAGAAAAGCCAUUGAUUUGUUUUCACAGACAGUAUUUUUAAUAAUUAACUGUCUCAGCACAGAGGUACCUUGGAACCAAGGGCACCAUUGAAACUCAGUUGAAGCAACUUCCUAGUAAACCAUUUUAGUGAGUCCUUUUUGCAUAAAUCUAUAGCCUCUCAGAGGUGUGAGGCUGUCACAGAUUGGUGAUCUGCUAUCUCUUUGAGAUCAACUAAUUUGGAGAAGUGUGUGUGUGCGUAUCCUUUUUUAAGUCAAAGUUUACAACCUUACUGCAGGUGUAUGAGGCAGACAGUUCUGUUUAUAGACUACCUCCUUCCUGGAAAAGUCUCAGCUUCAUAUUCUGUUGAAUAUAUGCAGAAUUCUUAGUGUGAAAGGUGAUGUACCACUUCAGAUCAGUUUUCACUGGAGAGACUUGUAAUUGGUAGCUGUAGCUCGUAUCCAUCCCUAGUCACUUUGCCAGGAUGAAUGCUGUUGGGCAGCAGUAGCCUAAGUUACGGAAGGGGAGCAGAUUGAAUGGGGUUUUGAGACAUCUUCUCUGAUACCUUAGCUUUCCUUCUGCUCUGGUCGCUAUCCACUCAGUCGUGUGCUAGAAAUGUUUAACAACCAGGAUCUCUGGGGUGGGGGUGGGGGGGAGCGCUGAAUUUGUAGCAUUUGCUGCAAAUAUAAAUUAUAAAUAAAAUUCUAAUAUAAAUUAGAAUUUUAUAUCAAAUUCUUUGAUAUAAAUUAGUUACUCCUCCUGUGGCUGAUUUCAAGCUACCACCUUAGAGUUCAGAAAGGAUGUGCACAGUUGGCUCAGAGCCAGUGCUGGCAAACCAUUGCAUUUACUCCACCCAAGAGUGGAUUUUCACAUAAUUUCUAAAAUAAUUUUUUCUUAUUUAUAUACUGACUUUUCAAAAUACAAAAUUAAAAUAUCAUGUCUGACUUCAGUGAUCUUUUUCUUUUUCUUUUUUUAGAAAUGAGAUCUUUCAGUAAUCCUUUAAUUUAAUUUUUUAGAGAUGGAGUCUUGGUGUGUUACCCAGGGUGGACUCAAACUCCCGGGCUCAAGUGAUCCUCCUGCCUCAGCCUCCUGCAUAGCUGGGCUACAGGCAUGCACCACCACACCUGGCUUAGUAAUCCUUCUUUAUUAAUGGUUUGUCACAGUACGUUUGUGAUGUUAUAUUGCUCAUGGCAUACUUUAUGUGUUCGAACAAAGGUGGAAAUUUCCAUUGAUUUUUUUUUUUUUAAAUGUAUGCACAAACAAUCUGGAUUUUGAGGAGUACGGUCAGGAAAAAAAAAAAAGAAUUAGAGGCCCUUGAAAGGUCAACCGUAAGCUUCUUAGAGUUAAAAUAUGAGUUUAAUUUUUUCCCACAUUUUGACAGUUGAAAUUUUGAUAGGGACAGUAAACCUAUGAGCCUCUAUUAGGCUACUGGAUUUUUUUUAACUGGAAAAUUCCUUGAAGAUUUACAUACUAUAUUACAGAUUUUAAAAGUCAAGACUGACUUAAGUAAAUCAGAGGUUUGGAAUUCUGGAGCUGUAACUCCAGGCUGUUGAUAGUAUCACUUCAGUUCCAUUCACCCCUGCAUUGUGUGACGUCCAGUCUGACAACAUUGUUUCAUCCUGAUCUGACUUUCUACUAUGAUUCUUAAGUUCUUAAAGGUGUCCUUUUAUGUUUUUGGUGAAUGUAAGCACAUUUAGAGCCACUCAGUACCACUUCUCAAUACCUCUGAAGCAGUGGUUCAGAAAAGGAGUGUCCAGCCUUUUUGAACACACAAAUUGAUCAGUAAGAGUUAUUGAACAUAAAAACUUUCCCUAUUAAAAAUUCAUAUGGGUAUAUGUUAAAUUAUAUACCGCUAUACCAAAGUAAUAUGUGUGUUAUAAAAAAAUACACAAAAAUUGAAGUGAAGGAUGGCAUAAAAAGUAAUUCUUGAGUAGCAGUUAUAGUAUUUUCUUCCCACACCCCAGUUGGUUGUCUUGUGCACCCUCCAGAAGCACACGCUUUUCCUAAAGACUGCUGACUCAGGAUAUUCUCAUUCUAAUCUCCAAACAUAUAUGAUGCUCUCUUAUGAUAUAUGGAGAAAUCCUAGAGAUUUGGAGUUUUUCAGGAGAGCUUAUUGUCAACUUUUGAAAUUUCACAUUAAUUCUUUUUGAUAAAUUCCCAAAUAAUAAUCCAUUACCACAUGUUUUCCACAGCUUUAUUCCUAUUACUUUCGUCAGCCUGUUGUCUCUUAUCUUCAUGUUAGGUAUGACUCUAUUUUUAUUUUACUAGUCUGCUCACAGACUUCUUUGGGACUUAUGUUAUAUUUUACCAACAAAUUUAGAAUUAUUUCAAGUUGCUUUAUGUUAAAAUAUAUAACAAGUUACAUUUUCUUGCUGCAUUAAUAAGUUUUUGAUUUUUAAAAUCUGAUAUUUCAGCAACUAAAGGAAUACUUUUCUUUAUAGGUCUGUUCUGUUUUUAACCUCAUUGACUGUAUAUGUUUUAUUUACCCGUGCCAGGAGUCUAGAAUCGUGCUUAGGUGCCAUUCUUAGGUAUGAAAACAAGUUUGGAGACCAAUGCAGGUCUCUGUGCAGAAAUCUGGGGCUCUAAAUGAAUUACCAAACCAAUAGGAAAGUUAAAAUACUACUCAUGAUGUAGUGUGUCAUCUGAAGCUAUGAUAGAAUAUAUUAUUUCUAAAAUAGUAUUGAGAAGUUAAUUGUUCAGUCCAUAGUAGUGUAAGUGAAGUGUGGAGGUCAGCCAUAGUUGUCUUUCUUCAGCAGGUACUCUAACCAGAGACUGGGUUCUGUGGAAAAUAGAAUUAUAUUCUUGGUUUGGGAUCAACAAAUGUUUUGUUAUUGUUUUAAUGUUGCUGGCAUUGCCUGAAACAAAGUGCCCUGUUAUUCCUCUUAUGUCAUCAGAACUCUGCUUACUGAAGUUGAAGUUUAAUCUUAGGAUCUAGAAUUCUUGUGGUUGGUCGUGUAUUAAGAAAAGAAGGUGGUUUGAUUUUAUUUCUUGUACUUGGUGGAACCUGUUACUAUACAAGUCAUGUUUUGACCUGUAAGCCGAGCAAAUCUGAAAGGUGAAUCGUUAAUGGUAGUAUAAUUGUUUCAUUUGAAACUGUCAGUUUCUUCAAGUCACUUCUCUGAAAAAAAUUAUGAUAGAUUGAUAGCCUGCCAGAAAAUAGCAAUUUCUAAGGUGCUGCCAUCCACACUUACUUAUUGUGAAAUAUGAAAAUCCAGAGUGGUUUGUAUGAGAGGGGAAAUACUGGCUCUAAGCUUUCUACAGAAAACAGGAAAUUCAUGCUGUUGUUGACAUAAUUUUAAAGGAAACUUUUAACAAGAAAAUUCAUGAGGGAUACAAUCAAACAUAGUUAAUCUCUUGAGUGCUAAUCAUUUGAGUAUAGUCCACAUCAGGAAGUUUUAUGAGGUUGAAAACUUUACUUUGAAAUAUUUAAUUGGGAGACUAGACCAUUUCUUUUUCCAAGUCAUUCUGAUUUAUUGUCCUAGUAAAUGUAUGUGUAUGCAUAUAUACUGAUGUAUUGACUGAAUGUGUGUGUGUGUGUGUGUGCGCGUGUAAAUCUGUUUUCAUAGGGAACAUACAUUGAUGGCUCCUAGUCUAUUUUAUACUAAAACUUAAAAAAAUUUGCUGCACUUUGCAGUUGCCACUUUUUAAAAGAUUAAUGCUUUGCACAUUUCAGUAGGCCUUAAAGAUGAAUUGCUCACCAACAUUUUAGAAAUACACUGCUUACAUGUGACAUACUCUAAACAAAGUCAUAGUAAACUGUUCUCUUAGGUUCAUGUAUUAUUGAGCAAAUAAGGAUGUCCUUUCUUAAAAUUUCUACAUUUAUGUUUGCUUUUGUGUAAAAUCUUUAUUAGUUUGUAAGUUUCUCAAAGAGGAGGUUUAUACUGGAAGCAGUAUUUCUAAAGUACAGAGAUUCGACCAUGGAUUGAAUACAGUAGUGGAGGAAUGCUGGUAUUGUGGCCUAAUUUAUCCUUUUAAACUGUAUGUCAUUAGUAUUAGCCAAAACCUCAGAGUGGAGUGUCUUGGGCUGAAUGAUCUUCUCAACUUUGCCUUGUUUCCCAUCUCAUAAAGGCUCCUUCUGGUUCUUUUCCCUUCCAAGGAUUGUGAGUCAUGCUCACAUAGGCCUGGGAUCUUCUGGAUGGGGUCGGGGAGGAGGUGGGGGUUUCCUGUGGCUGGCCCAGAGUUCUAGCCAAUGGAAUCAUUCAAGAAUGCCUAAAGUUCAGGGGUGGGAAUGCCAUAUAUUGGUGUUAAUCACUUGGCACUUUCUUGGGCACCAAUAUUAGCACUGUUUCAUUUUUAAUAACUGGAAGCACUUAAUGAUUAUUUUGUUUGUUUAAUUUCAACUUAAGGAUAUUGAGGGUCAGAGAAGUAAGGUUUAUUUCUUGUUUAUGUUUUCUGGAAUUUAUAGGGUGUUUGUAGAAGGGAUAAAUGGGUUACCUAAUGAGCCAUUCUUCUAGGCUCUGUAAGGUAUGCCCUUUUGGCUAGGAUAUUUUAAAAUAAUUUGCAAGCUUUUAAUAUUGUGCUUUGUAGAAAUUUACGAUUUUUAAAAAUAAUUUGCAAUUGAUAGAUUACACUUAAAUUUAUAAAGUAUCCAAUUUUAAGUUUCUUUUCUGUUUGGUCAUUGUUGCUUAUUGUCUAUUGUGUAGGGGACACAAUCCUGACAUUUCAUUGUUUUGUUACUUGGGGCAGUAUUAACCAGUGGCCUUUGUAUGUACAUUCAUUGCUUACAUUUAUUGUUUAAGUGGUAGAGUAGCAUUUUUAUGAACUUCCCUGUUCAGUAUUAGUGAAAUUGACAGAUGCGUAUAUGUAAAGAUAGAAAAGAAACGAAUACAAUUAAUUUUUUAUUCCUUGAGGCCUAUUUAUUUGUUUUGGCCCUGGAUCUUUUCUAAUCACAAUUAUAUUUCUUUAUUUUUGCCUUUGAGCAGUUUCAUUUAUCUUUGUGGGCAGGGAAGAUUAAAUAUGAAAUUCAGUCCAGUCAUUUUGCUACUGGUUAGCUUUAGUUUGAGGCAAGUAAAAAUUUUUGAUUAAAAUUAGUUUCUUAAAAUUAUGCCCUUGCUUUACCAAAUAAUCAAAUUGGCUAAAAAAUAAGGGUAUGUAACUUUGCAUUUUGAAGAACAAACCAAUAAUUUUUCAUGAGCCCUACUCGAUCUUCUUUAAAGAAGACCUUCCUAAGAGACAAUUAGGGAUGAGUUUGAUUAAUGGGAAAUAGCUCUAGGUUAGAUUAUUUUAAAUUCCAUACACCAAGUGAUUUAACCACAGUGGCAGUGGCAGUUUCUGAACCGUCAAGUAUGAACAUCACUUAAAAAUUAAAAGAUGCUUAAUAAUAAACUCUUAAUUUUCAUUAAGCCAAUCUGUAAUUCAGAAGAAAAGCAUAUGUCUGCCAUGGGACUAUUGCAGUGCGUCUCCAUCAGUGUUAACACAGGAGAGAUAUGUUAUUUUAUGUGUAUGUCUUAGUUUGGGAUAUGUGGUAGUAAGAACAUGUCAAGAGUGCUUUCUUCAAACCUGUCAGCUCAACUGAGAAGACAGUUACUUCAUUGCUUAUUUUUUCCCUUGUUUUAUUGAAAUCUGUAUCUCAUAUCCAGUAUCUAACACUUUGUAGAGAUACUUACAUAUAAUGUAAGUGCACACCUACCCAGAGGAAUGGAUAACUGUUAAAGUGUUAAUAAUAGCUCGUCUUAGUUGAUUUCAGCAUAAUUUACAUUAGGGAGACCUAAAAAGCACCUUCAAAGUAUUAAAAGCACCUUUUUUUUUUCUUUUUCCUAAAAAAGCAAUUAAAAUGGUCACUGCUAACAUUUAUUAAACUUCAUGUUAGUUGAUGAAACAGCUGGAGGGAAGCUGCCACAUCUCCUAGCUAAGCAGUCUGACUUACCUGUUGGGAAACAAAGGGAUAUUGCUCUAAGAUUGAUUAGGAUGAUUGUAGCUAGAGUCUUGAAUUCUAUCUGUAUACGGCAGAGAAACUUUAUAGAGUGUAGAGAGGUGAGCGAAAGGAUGCAAAAGCACUUUGAGGGCUUUAUAAUAAUAUGCUGCUUGAAAAAAAAAAUGUGUAGUUGAUACUCAGUGCAUCUCCAGACAUAGUAAGGGGUUGCUCUGACCAAUCAGGUGAUCAUUUUUUCUAUCACUUCCCAGGUUUUAUGCAAAAAUUUUGUUAAAUUCUAUAAUGGUGAUAUGCAUCUUUUAGGAAAGAUAUACAUUUUUAAAAAUCUAUUUUAUGUAAGAACUGACAGAGGAAUUUGCUUUGUAUAAUGCAGGCUGGCUUUACAAAAGCACUGUAGCAAAUUUACUACAAGUCUAAAAGUAUACAUAUAUGUUAAUAGAUAUAUGUGCAACUAGAUAUGGACAGCAGUUGUAUUUUUUUAAAUAAAUAUUUUUAACAAAAUGA